UAAUUUGGUUACUCACUCAUAAAUUAACGCCCUCUCCUUUUAGGUUUCCUCGCCAUUACCAAGCUCCUAUCCUACCCAACCCAAAACACAUACAGGUAUUUUUCACGGAGAGAGAGAGAGAGAGAGAGAGAGAGAGAGAGAGAGAGAGAGAGAGAGAGAGAGAGAGAGAGAGAGAGAGAGAGACAGACAGAGACGCUCUAUUCAUUCUUCUUCUCUUCCCGUCGAGAUCGAGAUCGAGGAACAUCGCGAUCGAGAUCGAGUUUGAGAUUGAGAUCGAGAGAGACGCCUCUGUAUUUCCAAAUCACUGAAUUAGGGUUUCUGCUGAUGCCCUCUGCUUGAAUUCUCUAUUUGCCUUAUGGUGAUGUCGCCAUUGUUAUGAAUUUCGAUUCUGGAGAUGACAGGACACUCCUGGCCGCACGAUCAAUCCUCGCUCCGAUCUGCACCUUAUGAUUAUAACCUUCGCAGUGGCAGAAAUGUUUUUCGAUUGUUGGCACAGAGGGAGAUUUCUCCGAAAACAAAAUAUAUGCCAAAAAGAAAGUGGGGAGAAGCUUCAAACGGGAUCCAAGUUUCCUCAUCUAGGCCCAACAGUGAACCAGUGAGAGAUGCAAAAAGCGGUCUUAUUUCAUGGGUUGAGGCGGGGUCUUUACGGCAUUUAUCUGCAAAAUAUUGUCCCCUGGUUCCUCCUCCUAGGUCAACCAUCGCAGCAGCUUUUAGUCCUGAUGGAAGAAGUAUUGCUUCUACACAUGGUGAUCAUACUGUUAAGAUAAUCGAUUGCCAAACUGGAAACUGCUUAAAAGUUUUGAGUGGUCAUCGGAGGACACCCUGGGUGGUUAGAUUCCACCCAUUGCAUCCAGAAAUACUUGCAAGUGGGAGCUUGGAUCAUGAAGUUCGCUUGUGGGAUUCAAAAACAGCAGAGUGUAUUGGAUCCCGUGAUUUUUAUCGUCCUAUUGCCUCCAUUGCCUUCCAUGCUGAGGGGGAACUCCUUGCAGUUGCAUCAGGUCACAAGUUGUACAUAUGGCACUACAACAAGAGAGGAGAAGGUUCUUCACCAACCAUUGUUUUGAAGACAAGGCGCUCUCUUAGAGCUGUACAUUUUCAUCCGCAUGCUGCUCCAUUUCUCUUGACUGCUGAGGUCAAUGAUCUUGACUCUUCAGAUUCUGCAAUGACAUGGGCAACAUCUCCGGGUUACUUGCGAUAUCCUCCGCCAGCUGUUUUUGUUGCAAAUGUACAACCUAGUGAUUCUGCUCGUAUGGCUUCUGAGCUUCCCUUCAUGUCCAUACCUUUGUUAUUCAUGCCUCCAUUUUCAAUAGAUGAUACAAGAAUGGAUUUGCAGUAUGCUCAUGGCCAUACCAGUUCAAGUGGCCUGCGAGUGGGUUCUUCUGCCUCAAUGCAGUCCCAAACAGAUUUAAGUGCAGCAGAACAGCAAAACGAUACGGACCUAACUUCUUGGGAGUUGCCUUUUCUACAAGGAUGGUUGAUUGGUCAAAGGCAGGCUGCUGUCCCUUCAAUGCUUCCUGUUAUUGGUGGUAGUCAUGAAUGCUCAGCUCCCCACAUGGUUUCUUCCUCAACAUCUCAUCUAUCUACUAGCAAUCUCGAGGCCGCUGUAGCUUCUUUAGCGAUCCCUGGUGGCAUCAGUUUAUCUGGUGUUCCUGGAAGAUCUGGCUCACGGAAUAGUGCUUCACGAUCUCGCUUCUCUGUUUCUGGAGUGGGGGAAGGUCCUGUUCUCACCAAUACACUAAACGAUGCAACUGAUCAUCAACCAAUCAUGAACAGAAUACAGUCUGAAUUGUCUACAUCUCUGGCUGCUGCGGAGUUGCCUUGCACUGUGAAGCUCAGAGUGUGGUCACAUGAUAUUAACAACCCUUGUGUUCUGCUCAGUUCUGAAAGAUGUCGCUUGACGAUACCUCAUGCUGUCCUUUGCAGUGAAAUGGGUGCACAUUUUUCUCCAUGUGGAAGAUUUUUAGCUGCAUGUGUUGCUUGCAUGCUUCCUCAUAUGGAAGCUGAUCCUGGAUUGCAAACAUUAGCCAAUCAAGAUCUUGGGGCUGCAACGUCCCCAACUCGACAUCCAAUCUCAGCCCAUCAAGUCAUGUAUGAGCUUCGCAUUUAUUCCCUCGAAGAGGCAACUUUUGGUUCAGUGCUUGUAUCACGGGCGAUAAGAGCUGCUCAUUGUUUGACUUCAAUUCACUUCUCACCUACUUCUGAGCACAUAUUACUUGCCUAUGGACGGCGUCAUGGUUCUCUUCUUAAAAGCAUUGUCAUUGAUCGUGAAAUGACAUCACCAAUUUAUACAGUUCUAGAGGUUUACAGAGUUUCAGACAUGGAACUUGUAAGAGUACUGCCCAGUGCAGAGGAUGAGGUCAAUGUUGCUUGUUUUCAUCCUUUUGCUGGAGGAGGUCUUGUCUAUGGAACCAAGGAAGGGAAACUUAGAAUCCUUCAAUAUGAUGGUGCGUCAGGAUCCAAUUUCACAGGACUGAACUCCUUUCCUGAGGAAAACUUGGCCGAGGUGCAGACAUAUGCUCUAGAAUGCUAAAAAUCAGUGGUCAGACUUCAUACAUAAGUUGCUCCAAUCAGCUUGGGCAUUUUGUGAUUCAUCAACUAUAGAAGAUCCGUGUGCCUGGUUUGAAGAGGAAGUGAUUAGCUGCUGGAUUUUCUAACAUUUUAAUACCCUUCCCGAGAAAUUUUCUAAUGCUUUAAUCAAUAUGUAAAAUAUUUUAUGGUAGUUGUAUCUCAAGACAAGUUUCCUUCUUUUUCUUGUCAUAUUUUAUUACAAUAUCUGACUUCAUUGUUGUUUCCUAGUAAGAAAAUGUUCCCUUGAUUGUUAGUAGCUGUUGGGACUUUUGUACCUCUGAUUUGCCAGUGGGUUAGUCAUCAUCCAUCCAUGGCCUCUCGAAUAACUGCCCUUUGGCUGUAUACUUGGUUCGUUUUUUCUUUUUUUUUUUUGUCAACCCCUGCUGCAUGUUUUAUAAUGAUGUAACCGUGAAACUCUUUGGAUGCCUUGUCUAACCAGAGAAAUGUGACGAUGAUGGCAUUUCUUUUUUAUUUGUAAAUUUAAGUUUUGAGUUUAACUACUUC
Molecule: messenger RNA, 3072 nt
Organism: Carica papaya (papaya)
Lineage: Eukaryota; Viridiplantae; Streptophyta; Magnoliopsida; Brassicales; Caricaceae
Source: RefSeq, a predicted model, not a curated record